AUGGCUGCUGACAAAAGCCAACCAUCUGAAUCUUCCUCCGUCGACAGUGUCGCGUCCAUCACCCAACACCCCUCUAUUUCAUAUGACCGAGUCCUCAGGAGCAGAAACACCAAUAAUCCCCCACCCCCAACCGCUCAAAGUCUUUUUAACGCCCUUAAAGGGAGUUCGCGCCGGGAUGACCGGUUUUUUACGACCCCGGAGCUAGAUGAAGUCUUGCUCCUCGCGACAUGCCGUUUUGAUAACUUCCCGGUACCAUGGCAAUCAAUUUAUAUAGAGCCGGACAUGGUAUUCGUCUACGGGUCUAUGAACCUUCCCACAGUUUUGGUCGAGGUGGGCUAUUCGCAGUCAUGGCCAAGCUUAAUCCAAGACAAAGAUGUGUGUUUCCAGGCUGCACCUACUGUGAACGUGGUUGUUCUUGUAAAGUGGAACAAGCGUACCAAUAGUACGGUGGCCGGCUAUCUGGAGCUGUUUCGCCGCGGAGCCCCCACCCCCACUCACAUUGUAAGAUAUUUUUCCUAUAUCAACACCACCCGCCCCCAGACCCUCACUUUCCGCCGUGAUGACGUUUAUCCGCCAGGGACAACGCUUCCCGCCGGGAGAUCCCCAAAUGAUUUGUGGCAAUGGGAUAUUGAUAACUUGCGGAUGAUGUCUAUUCGGGCAAUGAGUGUUGAU
Aspergillus nomiae NRRL 13137 is the source of this 672-nucleotide messenger RNA. RefSeq lists its product as uncharacterized. Lineage: Eukaryota; Fungi; Ascomycota; Eurotiomycetes; Eurotiales; Aspergillaceae. The transcript is spliced from 4 exons. The annotation marks the transcript as partial. The record is from RefSeq and is a predicted model, not a curated record.